CAUACACAUACUUAUUUCCUUAAGUUUGUAGCAAGGCAUGGCGCAGAUGCAGUACUCACCGAAGCAGCUAGCUGCAGUGCUGAUCUUAGCUCUCGCGUCCGCCAUGAUCGUCACCGCCCAGGACACGGUGCAGGAAAUCCUGGACGCCCACAACACGGUGCGCGCCAACGUGGGCGUGCCACCACUGACGUGGGAUGACACGGUGGCGACGUACGCAGAUGCGUUCGCGCAGAAACGCAGCGCAGACUGCCUUCCUAUAUUCUCUCCACUGGGCCACCCAUACGGAGAGAACGUCUUCGUGGGCACCGGUUCCGAAUGGAAUAUGUUGGAUGCCGUGAAUUUGUGGGUGUCGCAGAAGUAGUACUACGACCACGCCACAAACACCUGCUCCGCGCCUUCCGGGCAGUCGUGUGAUGCAUACAAGCAGGUGGUGUGGAGGGACACAAAGGCCAUAGGCUGCCAAGGUGUCGUCUGUGAUGGCAACGCUGGCGUGUAUAUCAUAUGUGACUACAGCCCGCCGGGUAACGUGGUGGGGCAGACUCCAUAUUAGGCUACAUAGAUGCAUGUACGCUAGCGGUGUGCCGCACAAAUAAAUAACUAAGGGACACUCCUGCUGAUCGGCUGACCGUGAAUUCACUAAAUUCUCGGUCAACUGGUGACGUGUUCAGCGGGUUGAAUCCCUCGUCCCUUUCAC
Molecule: messenger RNA, 694 nt
Organism: Lolium perenne
Lineage: Eukaryota; Viridiplantae; Streptophyta; Magnoliopsida; Poales; Poaceae
Source: RefSeq, a predicted model, not a curated record